AUGUUCUCCACAUUCUGCCAUCUAUUCCCGGGGAUUUAUGGCCUGGAGAUCGACUUUACCGAUACCUCAUUCUUCACUAGCAGCCCAAACCGCCACCUCCCAACACCCGCCCAGGUCAGAGCUUUGUCCAAAGAUAUUGAUACAUGUCCUCAGCCAACUCCUAUCAAAUUUGAAAACCUCAACCUUAUUGUCAAAUUCGGUCUUUAUGUGAAAACUGCCGAGGCACUGAAUCUCUGGAUGAUCAAAAAGGUUUUCCAUAACAAGUGCCGGGAUAGUCUAGGUACUAUGGAGAAGGGCGCUAUCUCCGACCAGCUAUCACAGAUUAUGGAGUCUCUUCGGCGACUCGAGCAAGACCCCUCUGAUCAGUUCAUCGGAUCAAUCCAUCGACAGAGCCUUCUCGACUACGUAUUCAUCGGCCAGCUCAUAACUGGACCAUUUUCUAGCACCAAGGAGUUCAACGACUGGCUCGCUUCAAUAUACCGAUCACGCUUUCCCAACAGAUAUGGUUAUCGCAAUCGAUGUUCACUUCCGGAUAAUGGGGAGAUCAAACUUACACAUGCGGAGCUGAACCCGAGAAAUAUCAUCGUAUCCUCCUUCACUCCGGUUGAGAUUGUUGUCAUAAACUGGCGGCAAGCGGGUUGGUAUCCGGACUACUGGGAAUACUGCAAAGCGCUGGAUACCUGCUGGGAUGAUAGGUGGCGCAAGGGUUAUGUCGACAAGGUUUUACAGUCUCACGCGGAUGCGUUCUUUGUUUGGUCUGAAUAUUGCAUGGUACUGGGUACCAAUUGA
Molecule: messenger RNA, 789 nt
Organism: Aspergillus pseudotamarii
Lineage: Eukaryota; Fungi; Ascomycota; Eurotiomycetes; Eurotiales; Aspergillaceae
Exons: 4
Coding region: 1-789 (262 amino acids)
Source: RefSeq, a predicted model, not a curated record